CUCUGUGACUCCAGUGAGCCAUUCUGUUGCUUCUUUUUUUUAUUCAAAUAUUCGGUCUCAGCAAAGAAAAAUGACUUAAUUAAUAAGCAAUGGCGUCUUCCUCCUCUACCCUCUUCUUCUAUGCAGCAGCUCCACUGCACAUCACACGCCCAACACCACCAGCUCGCCUUUGCCACAGUGCACUCAACUUCUCUGGUAAGUGCAUAUUGUAUAAUCAGACGUGCUUGUUUCAUACCGAAAAAUCAACCGGCAGAGUUCUAUGCAGCAAAGUGCAGUUUGAAGAUAAUGUUGUUGGGGAUAAUGAUGAUGAUGAAGCAUGUGAACUUGUGAAUGGAGCUGAGAUUGUCAUAGAAGACGGUGAAGAAAGUAUCCAUGCUUAUUUGCUCAAGGCCAUCAAGAACAAUAACGGCACUGGUUUGUUGCUUUUAUCUGAUGUUUUCGGGUUUGAGGAUUCUGCGACAAGGGAUUUUGCUUAUCGAGUAGCUUGCAGUGGUUAUAAUGUUCUUGUCCCGGAUAUGUUUCGAGGGAAUCCAAGGAAGAUCGACCAACCUAUGACAGAUUUUGAACAAUGGUUAGCAAAGCAACCACCGGAAAGAAUUGCAAGAGACAUCAAUAUGGCCGCAAAAUGGUUGGCUGAUGAGUUCACUGCAGCAGGAUUUUCAAAUAAGCUCGGCAUUAUCGGUUUCUGCUACGGAGGUGGAUGUCUGAUCAACACAUUGGCUCAAGAUAAGCAGGGAAUUUUUGGCACUGGUGUCUGCUUUUAUGGUACACGCAUCGACACAAGUGUAGCUAAGGACAUCAAAGUUCCCGUAUUGUUUGUAUGUGGGGAUGGCGAUCAUCUUUGUCCUGUCAGCCAACUAAGAGAGCUAGAGAAGAUUAUAAAAGGUUCGAAAAUGGUUAUAUACAAUGGUCGAGGGCAUGGGUUCGCUCACCGGCCAGGGUCUCUAGAAGAAGAUGAGGAUGCAGAAGAUGCAUUUGGUCUUAUGAGAUCUUGGCUGAAUGAUAGCCUGGUUUUGAGCAAGGACCUUGUUCACUAAAUUUGAUCGAAUUGUAGACAAAGAUGUACAAAGGUCUUGUUUGUUAGAAUUUCUUAUUUCUAGUUUGUGUGUGUUUCUGUUCAUGAUUUCUGGAUUAAUGCACCAAUAUUAUUACUGUCUAAGGAGUUGUAUUAUAUUGCAUAGAAGAAAUUUUUUUGUUA
Molecule: messenger RNA, 1198 nt
Organism: Dioscorea cayenensis subsp. rotundata (Guinea yam)
Lineage: Eukaryota; Viridiplantae; Streptophyta; Magnoliopsida; Dioscoreales; Dioscoreaceae
Product: carboxymethylenebutenolidase homolog
Exons: 3
Coding region: 90-1037 (315 amino acids)
Molecular function (GO): hydrolase activity
Source: RefSeq, a predicted model, not a curated record